Messenger RNA from Prunus persica (peach), 1883 nucleotides. RefSeq names its product protein EMSY-LIKE 4. The record is from RefSeq and is a predicted model, not a curated record. Gene Ontology annotation, biological process: defense response to fungus. Bases 630 to 1652 code for a protein of 340 amino acids. The transcript is spliced from 9 exons. NCBI's taxonomy places the organism in Eukaryota, Viridiplantae, Streptophyta, Magnoliopsida, Rosales, Rosaceae.
UGCGACACGUGGCUUCUUCCCGUUGGAGCUGGCGUCGCGCUGACGUCAGCGUGCACUGGUUCAAAUUUUUUUUACCGUUGGCGCGUGCAUUGCGCUGACGUCACAACCCGCGGAUUUCGCCUCGGGCUAAACUGGCAUUUGGGCUGGCCCAAGUUGGUGGGACCCACUCCCAGCCCGGGAUUGGGCUCAUCGCUGGAACGAAAUUUUUUUUUUUUUCCCCCAGCUUUGGGCUCAGCUCUUGGUUGGACUUGCCCUUAUUGGCAGUAAAAUUUUGUUUAUUUAAAAAAAUUAAAAAUAAAAAUGAUUAUCCAGAAUCAUUCCCAAGGCUUCAAAAAUAAGAACUGAAACCAAAACAAGGCACUACCAAACUGCGGAUGGAAUCUCAUUCACGUGCGAAGAAAAAGCAAGGGAUAUAAAGCCAAAAAAAGACAAAUGAGAAAAAUGAGGGCCUCAGGUGAAAUAAAAAACAGAGAGACGAGGACUUGCCACAGACCACGGUCAUAACAGAGUAAACCGUAGGCAGCAAACCCCACCUCUCAUUGCGAUCGUGUCUGGUCAAGAAAGAAACCCUUCUCGUUCUCGGCCCAUAGGGUUUUCUCUUAUAGCCUCUUACACCACCACCAAGCGACAUGGGAAAUUACAAACACAAUCAUGGUAUUGGAUCUGAAAGGAUGUCUCCAGCAACAAAGCCUCAUGGAAGGGAUGAUUGGGAUAUAGAGUUUCAGAUUCACCGUAUGGAAGCAAAGGCAUACCAUGCUGUGUUGAGGGCUUUUAGUGCUCAAUCGAAUAAUCUAACUUGGGGACGAGAGGCACUUAUGACUGAGCUGCGGAAGGAACUUAAUAUUUCAGAUGAUGAACAUGGAGUUCUGCUCACGAAGAUUAAGUCAGACGAGGCGAUAAAAGUGAUAAGGGAAUGGCGGAAUGAUGCCCAUUGUGCUCAAGAGUAUGGUAAGGAUGCUCCUAGAUAUCCUUCUAAACUAGUGAGCAAUGCUCAACAGAGAGAAGUGGAGACUCAACAUCCUCCUGUUUCAAAGUCUCAGAAAUAUUCCUCAUGCAGUCAGCCUUGUGCAGAAGUUAUCCCUUCUGCUACUGCUGCACCAGAUGCCCAAAUCAAAGACAUUGGUAGAAUGAGAGUGAAACUUGGAAGAAACUUUGUGACUCAAGGAAACAGCCCUUUUUUGAACUUGAAGUACCAAGGAGAACUUAGCAAGGCUCAAGGGAGUGGUGACUUGGCAAUGCUCUCAUCUGGGAAUGGUAGACAGUCUAUGCAUAUAAUUGGUCGUAACCCUCAGGCACCAUAUGGUAGCAGAAGUACUGGACUGGUAAAAUCUCAAUUGAAGAUGGGCUUUCACCCAAUUGGCUCUGACAAUUUAAACAAAAGUUCUGAUUUGAUUAAGAUACGUGCUACAGACAAAGUCCUUUAUGAGGUUGAGAAGCUAUUGGAUUGUCAAGAAAGCCUAGUCCCACUUCAUGUUGAGAAGGCAAAGUUAAUCCUUAAAGAGCAUGAAAGAGCUAUCCUUGAAGCACUUGACAAACUGCCUGAUGUGUCAGACGUGGAUGAUUCUCCCAAGCAAAUCUGGCAUAAGUAUCCUCAUGAACAGCUUCCAGUAACGGGACGCAAAAUGUUGAUACGCAAUGACUUCUAUGGAUAGGCCAGUAGGUUGACAUACUGAGGGUUUCUGUUCUAUUGAAACACACAUGGUUAGGAUUUCCUUUCAUUGGCAUUCAAGAUGAUGAAGCUGCCAUUUAUUUUGACCUGGUAAUCUUGGAGAUUUGAAGUCAUGUAUAUGUAACUAUCUAUCAUACGGUCCAAGGCCAUCCCACGCCUAACUUUAGCUUCCCAUGGUGAUCACUAAGAAUAGAUGUUAGCUUUUGUUGCUUUA